Molecule: messenger RNA, 831 nt
Organism: Penicillium antarcticum
Lineage: Eukaryota; Fungi; Ascomycota; Eurotiomycetes; Eurotiales; Aspergillaceae
Gene: pyrG
Product: orotidine-5'-phosphate decarboxylase pyrG
Exons: 2
Coding region: 1-831 (276 amino acids)
Biological process (GO): 'de novo' pyrimidine nucleobase biosynthetic process; 'de novo' UMP biosynthetic process
Cellular component (GO): cytosol
Molecular function (GO): orotidine-5'-phosphate decarboxylase activity
Source: RefSeq, a predicted model, not a curated record
AUGUCGUCCAAGUCGCAAUUGACCUAUGGCGCCCGCGCCAGCUCGCACCCCAACCCCCUGGCUCGCAAGCUCUUCCAAGUCGCUGAAGAGAAGAAGAGCAACGUGACUGUCUCAGCCGACGUCACCACGACAAAGGAGCUCCUCGACCUGGCCGACCGCCUGGGCCCGUACAUCGCAGUGAUCAAGACACACAUCGACAUCCUCUCAGACUUCAGCCAAGAAACAAUCGACGGCCUCAACGCGCUAGCAGCCAAGCACAACUUCCUAAUCUUCGAGGACCGCAAAUUCAUCGACAUCGGCAACACAGUCCAAAAGCAAUACCACAACGGAACCCUCCGCAUCUCAGAAUGGGCCCACAUAAUCAACUGCUCGAUCCUGCCCGGCGAAGGCAUUGUCGAAGCCCUCGCGCAAACAGCCCAAGCAACUGACUUCCCCUACGGCAGUGAACGCGGCCUCCUCAUCCUCGCCGAGAUGACCUCCAAGGGCUCCCUCGCUACAGGCGCCUACACCUCGGCCUCCGUCGACAUCGCACGCAAAUACCCCAGUUUCGUCCUUGGCUUUGUGUCGACCCGCUCGCUUGGCGAGGUCGAGGCUGAGGUUCAGCCUGUGGACGAUGAGGACUUUGUUGUCUUUACUACUGGUGUCAAUCUCUCUUCUAAGGGUGAUAAGCUUGGUCAGCAGUAUCAGACGCCUCAGUCAGCUGUUGGUCGUGGUGCUGACUUUAUUAUCUCUGGUCGCGGUAUCUAUGCUGCUGCUGAUCCUGUUGAGGCGGCUCGUCAGUACCAGCUGCAGGGUUGGGAGGCGUAUCUGGCCCGUGUUGGGGGGCAGUAA